Molecule: messenger RNA, 1557 nt
Organism: Tarenaya hassleriana
Lineage: Eukaryota; Viridiplantae; Streptophyta; Magnoliopsida; Brassicales; Cleomaceae
Product: probable F-box protein At1g60180
Exons: 2
Coding region: 121-1152 (343 amino acids)
Molecular function (GO): protein binding
Source: RefSeq, a predicted model, not a curated record
CCCUGCCAAUAAAUUUUUUUGAUUUUUUUUUUCGGAUUUUGGAUUUCAUCAUCUGCGUCUGCCCUCAUUCCCAAGUUCUAUUAGAUUCACGAGUUUGAGGCAGGUGUGUGCAUAGCCGCCAUGGCUUACUUAAGCAGCGACAUCUUAUAUGACAUACUAAGACGUCUUGAUGGACCCAGCUUGGCCAGUGCCGCAUGUACUUGCUCUUCUCUCUCUUCCCUCUCCCGAGAGGAGACGCUGUGGGAGAAUGUAUGCAAGUCCAUGUGGCCGUCGACCGACAGCAGAGACGCCACAAACCUUAUUUUAUCCAUUGGCGGAUUCAGAAAAUUCUAUGCGGAUUGCUUUCCCCUCAUUGUCAACAAUGAUUAUCAUGGCCAGACUGAUGGUGGCCACGAGAGUUUCUUGCCAGCUGAUCUCAUCUCCCUGGUGGAUAUCAGGUUUGGAGACAGAAUCAUCUGGUCAAAGGUCCUAUGGGGCAUACCGGAUGUGAACGGAUCCAAUUCCUGGUUCCACUCCUGUCCAUUCCGAAUCGAUCUUCUCAGAGAUGAAGAAACUGAAGGUGGAGAGGCCAUCACACUUUCCGUUUCAGAUGGUCUGCAACCAGUUUCAUCCCUUGAGAAGGAGAGAAAAGAUGGGAAACUGUGGCGUGAUCUUAGAGACAGGCUGCGUCUGAGCUGGAUUAUCGUGAACAGAAAGAUCAAGAAAGCAGUUAAUCUCUCGAGCUGGAGCUCCCUUGGUGGCCAUAGGCACUGGCCCACGGAAAAGGACUUUGUAAUCAGAUUCGGGUCAGUUCUGCCUGCCAGACCCCAGUGCCGAGCAGUUGAGUGCGUUCUGACCAUGAAGUGCAGAGUGGUUCGGACUGAGGAAGAUGGGUAUAAUCAGACGAGGCUGGGACUGACCGAACUAGGGAUGGAACUGGAGGACAUGGAAGGCUCCCACGUGAACGGGAGGAAUAGCAUGUGGAUUCUAGCAGAGGCACUGAGAUGUCGUAGGAGCAGGAACUACAGCGAAGCCUUGGAGUUGCGGCAUAUGUUCACGAGGGCGCAGAGAGAGCUGAGGGAGGAGAAGAUGAGGAGCGACAAUGUGCUUGAUCGGAUCUUCAUACUGUCUGCCAUUACAGCUUUUCUCACUUUCUGCUACUUUGUUCUCUGAGAGAUGAAAUGAACAGAAACAAUAGGGAAAUAUGAGAUGAGUUACAUGUUAAUAAUAUGGUAUAGGUGGAUAAACCAACGGUGAAUUGACCGGUUUUCCAUGGAAUUUUGGUUCAUUGAUAAAUUUUGAUCUGUAGUUAAGGGUGGUUUGUGAAGGAAAUUAUAUGAUAUUGUUGCAAUUUCAUCAUGGCGUGGCUUCCUCGACAUUUAGGCCUCGGUACGUGCGUGUGCUGAUAGAAACAAAAACUUUUGAAAGAGAAGGGCCUUGCUGCACUGUCUCCGGGCCCCCCCUUCCCACUGUCCCCUUGGAGCAACGCAAACAUUAAUGUUGAUUUGGUCCAAUCACAGGAACGGUCAUCUUCAUGAUGUACAUUUUUUUUAUUUCCUUUUAUAUAUAUAUAUAUAU